CGUACUCACGGUUGAUCAUGUCAAUGGUGAGAAACGUAAGUCGAGCAUGGUCAGUACGUCCGAUAAGAUUCAGACGGAUUGGCGCUCUUUUGUCGACAUUUGAGCUGUCGGAUGAGGCAAUAUUCACUAGCGAGCACGAAGCGAUGCGUUCUUCUUUACGAAAACUAAUUGAUGAGCACAUCAAUCCUUAUGUAGACGAGUGGGAAUAUGUCAAGUCUUUUCCAGCACAUGAAGUUCUCAAGAAAUUAGGAAAGGCCGGUUUCUUGGGUGUGACCAAGCCGCCCGAGUGCGGGGGCCUGGGGUUGGACUUCUCAUAUAGUGCAGCUGUCACUGAAGAGCUUGGGCACAUCACAUGUGGUGGCAUAUCAGGAGCAAUUGCAAUGCAGGCAGACAUGGCAACACCUGCUUUGGCUCGUUUUGGGAGUGACGAGCUCAAGAAACAAUUUCUUGUCCCUUCUAUAGCAGGAGACUAUGUGGCAUGUUUGGGCGUGUCUGAAGCUGGUGCUGGAUCAGAUGUAGCCAGUAGAAAGACAACAGCUAGACCUACAAUGACUAGUGAGGAUCUUGUGAUCAACGGAGGAAAGAUGUGGAUAACGAAUGGAGCUCAAGCUGAUUGGAUGUGUCUACUGGCCAACACCAGAGAAGGACGUCCUCAUCAAAAUAAGUCGCUCAUCUGUGUACCCAUGGAUGCUAAAGGAAUCACAAUUAGUAGGAAAAUUGAAAAACUUGGACAUUGGUCAGCAGAUUCGGUUGAAAUAGCAUUCCAAGAUGUACGAGUGCCUAAGACAAAUAUUAUUGGAGAGGAAGGCAAAGGAUUUCAGUAUCAAAUGAUGCAAUUUCAGGAGGAACGGAUGGGUGCAACUGCUUUGGUACUCGAACCAAUGCAACGACUCAUUGAACAAACUGUAGAGUACACUCAAAAUCGCAGAGCAUUUGGGCAAUCCAUAUUAGACAAUCAAGUUGUUCACUACAGAAUAGCCGAGCUGCAGACUGAACUGGAAGCAUUGCGAAGUAUGCACUAUCGAUGUAUUGGUAUGUAUGUGAAAGGGAAGGAUAUUACACCGUUGGCAUCAAUGGCAAAGCUGAAAGCUGGACGGUUGGUCAGACAGCUGACUGAUUCAUUACUGCAGUACUGGGGAGGAAUGGGAUACACAUCUGAAGUCGAGGUGAGUCGUCAGUAUCGUGACAUGAGACUUUUGUCUAUUGGUGCUGGUGCUGAUGAGGUGAUGCUCUAUAUUAUUUGUAAGUGGAUGGGAACAUUGCCUCGUCACAUGUAG
Messenger RNA from Corticium candelabrum, 1277 nucleotides. RefSeq names its product probable acyl-CoA dehydrogenase 6. NCBI's taxonomy places the organism in Eukaryota, Metazoa, Porifera, Homoscleromorpha, Homosclerophorida, Plakinidae. The record is from RefSeq and is a predicted model, not a curated record. The coding region runs from base 18 to 1277 and encodes 419 amino acids. The transcript has a single exon. Gene Ontology annotation, molecular function: acyl-CoA dehydrogenase activity; flavin adenine dinucleotide binding.